ACGCCCCGUCCCCGCAGCUCUAUGGCCGGAAGGUGGACUCUCUGGGCUCCCCGUGACAGGAAGUGGCGGGGCGGGGCCUCCCCGGCCUCUGGCGGCGGCGCUGAUUGGCUGGCGCUCCGGUUUGAACGCAGAGGCGGCGGCGGCUCGGUCGAGACGAGAAAGAGGGAGAAAGCCUGGAGGCGGGUUUGACCUCUCAUCAUGGCUCCAAAGAAGAGGACCACACGAUGUACCAAUAAGAAUUCUGUGAAAAGCAAAAAGGUGGAUGCGUUUCUAAAGGAUUUUGACCAGGAAGUCAAGACACGGGUUGACCGGAUCAGGGCGGAAGGCGAGAUCCUUCUGAAGGAGAUCAGCACCCUCUACAACAUGGAAGUCCUCCGCCUCCCGACGGCCCUGAGGGACAUGAACUGGCUCACCUACCAUGCUCUCGGUGGAAGCGAAAAGGCCCUGGAGCAGGCAGCCUCGGUGGACUUGGACAUCCUGGAGAUUACCAAGGCGGCGUCUGAAGCUGUGCAGACUCCUCUCAAAACCCUCCGGAAAGCUAAGAAAGUGAAGAAGGCGGUUGAGACCAUAGAAGAAGGAGAAGAGGAGAUGGACGCCCCACGCCUGCCUGCGGGGAAGAGGUUCCGGCAGGAGGGCGGCAUUUCGGGGGCAGCAGAGCCAGUGCCUGUGGCAGCCCAUCCUCGCCACAAACUGGAGAAGGCCAAGAGCGGCACCAAGAAGGCCCCGGCUCCCAAGAGGAGCAGGCCUCCCUCGGCCCGGCCCAUUCGCCUCAGUAAAAGGCUGAUGAGCAAAGCAAGCUUUGACACUCUGGCCAGCCAGGGAGCCCAGCCUGCCCCCACCGGCACGGCCUUUGCCACAAAGUUUGAUUCCAGCGUGUUCAAGACCCCCGGCCUGCGGGCCCCUGCCGCUCACGAGCGCGUCUUCAGCAUCUCUGCCAACGGGAGCCCUCUGGCCGACAGCAACGACAUCUUCAUCACUGUCCCCCUCAGCGGAGGGGAGAGCCUCCGCCUGAGAGCCAGCGAGCUCUCCAAGCACAACUUGCUGCACCUGAGCCAGGACGCCCUGGGCAGCGUGAAGAAGCUCUCGGCUCAGCUGGUGACUCUCUGCGGCAGCCUCAAGAGCCAGAAGUGAGGACGGCCAUCUCCACCCGCCGGGCCACUCCGGGCCUCCGCGGCUCUUCGUUGUCUCUGCUUGUUUCUAAGUACUGGUUGGGAAUAAAGGCUUUGGGGUUGCGUGCAAAGCACCCGGCUGGCGAUUCCUUGCCUGGAGCUCCUGCCCUCCGGACUGCUGCGCUUUCUCCUCUCUGCAGAUCACAGCAGGCAGCACAAAGACCGGCCUCUCCCGGCGGAGGCCUUCCUGCCCCGGAGCCUUGGAGACCCCUCUUCUCAGCCUGGCUUUGCAUUUCGCCUGGUUUUCCUCUUCAUGAGCUGUAAUCUGGUUUCAGUGUUUUCUGUCUUCGGGUAGACUGCCCUGAGCCCCUUUAGCAAGCUGGUGGAUGUACACAGAACUAAAAAAGGAAAUAAACGCUUUUAGAAGAUCAUGGGUGACAGCA
Hemicordylus capensis (graceful crag lizard) is the source of this 1552-nucleotide messenger RNA. RefSeq names its product borealin-like. Bases 199 to 1131 code for a protein of 310 amino acids. NCBI's taxonomy places the organism in Eukaryota, Metazoa, Chordata, Lepidosauria, Squamata, Cordylidae. Gene Ontology annotation, biological process: mitotic sister chromatid segregation. The transcript is spliced from 11 exons. Gene Ontology annotation, cellular component: chromosome, centromeric region; chromosome passenger complex; spindle midzone. The record is from RefSeq and is a predicted model, not a curated record.